AUGUCUUCCCAACGCCAGUUAAACCAGCACAACUUGAGCUGUAAGUGGGGCCAUUUCGACAUCUCCUCAGAUGACCCCGACAUGCAGACAAGCUUGGGAACCACUGGCUGGUUAGAGGAGAAAGGGACCUUCUCACUGUUGGCAGGACCUGGACAAGAAAUAAUUCCAAAGAAUCCCUUCAAGCGCGACCCUGAACUGAAAAUUAUCUACACAUUUGUCCGGACUCUCUUCCGUGCUGAACCCUCUCUGCUAAACGUGCGGUUGCGACUCUGCACGUACACUGAACUAAAACCAAAGACCAGUGCUCUACUUUUGCAGGUUUACUUGGAAAGGCUUUUGACUUGUAUGGAUACUGACAUUUGUCCUACUAACUGGAAGAGAAUUCUUCUGGGAGUCACUACUCUUGCCUAUGAGUUUUGGGAUGAGCAGGCUCUGUGGAAUGUGGACUUCUGCCAACUCAUAAAUAACAUCAUCACUGUCAAGGACAUGCAUGAGAUAGAAAUGUAUUUUUUACAUUUAAUUCACUUUAAUAUUAGUAUUCCUGCCAGUACUUAUGCCAGAUAUUACUUUGACCUUCAAACCUUAGCCCAUAAACAUGACCUGCUUGUUCUAUUUGAACCUCUUUGCAAAGAAAGCACAGAACCCAGAAGUAAGGCUGCCAUUUUCAGAUACUGUAAAGAAAAAGACCUGUGCAGGGCUGCUGUAGAAAGAUCUCUUAGUGCUGACAAUUUUAUUGGCAUACAACACAUCAAAGCCAUGCUCUCUUAA
Messenger RNA from Molossus molossus (Pallas's mastiff bat), 768 nucleotides. RefSeq names its product cyclin-Y-like protein 1. Gene Ontology annotation, biological process: regulation of protein kinase activity; regulation of canonical Wnt signaling pathway. Gene Ontology annotation, cellular component: plasma membrane. Gene Ontology annotation, molecular function: cyclin-dependent protein serine/threonine kinase activator activity. NCBI's taxonomy places the organism in Eukaryota, Metazoa, Chordata, Mammalia, Chiroptera, Molossidae. The record is from RefSeq and is a predicted model, not a curated record. The coding region runs from base 1 to 768 and encodes 255 amino acids. The transcript has 5 exons.